Molecule: messenger RNA, 816 nt
Organism: Caenorhabditis briggsae
Lineage: Eukaryota; Metazoa; Nematoda; Chromadorea; Rhabditida; Rhabditidae
Exons: 3
Coding region: 1-816 (271 amino acids)
Source: RefSeq, a predicted model, not a curated record
AUGUCGGACUCCCAGCCAAAAGAGAAGAUGUCACAUAAGCAAAAUAAGGACAACAAUAUUCUGAAUCACGCUCUCGAAGGUGGAGCUGUCGGCGCCACAAAAAAUGCCAUUCAUUAUGCCGUAAAAGUUGGUGGCCGACGUACCAACGUUGUCAAUGUUUUUGAUAAGACCGUCAAGUCAGCUCGCGGGAAUCCAAAGUGGUUUGCGAGAGUCGACGCCCCACACGGAAAGGUUCCAUUUCAUCAUAUUAAUGUGAAUAAGGCAAUCACUGGAGUCAAAGACCCACACAUUAAAAUUUCCGGAGCCUCUGCGCAAGCUGCUGGAGCUGCUGGUCAUGUUCUUAAUGUAAUUAACAAAGUCGCUCCAGUGGUUAUGGUCGCUUCUGUGGCUUAUGAUGCCUAUCAAAUCGGCUGUGAAGUCAAAAAAGACAUCGAGAACCAUUCAAGCCGUAACACAAUUGAAAAAACGGUAUCGACUUUGGUAGCGACUGCUGCAGGAUUUGCUGGAUGUGGAGCAGGUGCCGCCAUCGGAACAGCAAUCUUCCCUGGUGUUGGAACUCUUGUUGGUGGAUUGAUCGGCGGAAUCUUCGGAGGAGUUGGAGGCGGAGUCGGCGGACAAGUGGCGUCAGAAGUCGUUCUGGAGGCCAUCACUACGAUAUUGAUGACUGUUGGUGCAAAAAGUGCGGCCAAUACUUCCAGCACCGCCGCUAUCAAGAGGGACCGAGCCAGGAAUAUUGUCAUUCUUGUCGUUAAUUGUUAUUUUGUUAUACUUGUUAACUUUUUAUCAAUAAAAAUAUUGUUUUUACUUGAAAAAUGA